Molecule: messenger RNA, 330 nt
Organism: Cynoglossus semilaevis (tongue sole)
Lineage: Eukaryota; Metazoa; Chordata; Actinopteri; Pleuronectiformes; Cynoglossidae
Product: surfeit locus protein 4-like
Exons: 1
Coding region: 38-274 (78 amino acids)
Cellular component (GO): membrane
Source: RefSeq, a predicted model, not a curated record
CGUACAGUUCUUGCAGAACCUGGUCGGAGGUGUGCUGAUGGUUCUGGUGGCAGUGGGCUUCAAGACCAAGUUGGCAGCGCUGACCCUGGUGGCCUGGCUGCUCUGCAUCAACUUCACCUUCAACGCCUUCUGGACCGUGCCCUCGUACAGACCCAUGCACGACUUCCUCAAGUACGACUUUUUCCAGACCAUGUCGGUGAUCGGGGGACUGCUCCUGGUGGUGGCCAUGGGUCCGGGGGGCGUUUCUAUGGACGAGAAGAAGAAGGAGUGGUGAGGCGGAGGAGGUGUAAGAAAAAGACUGAUGAGAGAGAUAGGUCAGUGAUUAUAACA